AGAGCGAGAGAGGGACUCCGAGCAGUUCGGACGUGCAUCGCGCGAGGACGGCGGCUCAGUUAGCGGCGAGCCGCCACGAAGUUAGGGUUGCUUUUUUUUUCUCUCCUUGUCAUUUCUCGCGUCCGAGUUGAGCGUCGUGUUCCGCGAUUCAUUCCCUUUCCUCGCUAUAUUACCUUCUACAUACCGGCUAAAUCGCUGAUCGCCCAUCGAGAAAGAUUCUAUGAUCGUUUGCAGGAUAUCAGAUUGAUCGGUAGUAAUGAAGCUACUGAGGCGAUUGUACUCUUGCACAGGGUACACCUAAAAAAAAAAAAAAAGAAAAAAGAGAACUUUUCCGUUUCUUUUCUUUUUGUCCUUACGAUCGAGCCAAAGUUUUCCUUCGCAAAGCGGAUAUACGGUCUCCUUUUGUUACCUUUCGAGAGAUCCUCUUCCAUGUACGAAUCUGAAACUGUUUUUUGGUCGCACGAGGAGGCCUGAAAAGGAAGGAAGGAGAAGAAGAGAAAUAACCAAGGAUCUCAUAGAAAGCGUCGAUAUGACAACGACGACGACGUCGACGGCGACGACGGCGACGACGACGACGACAACGACAACGACGACGACGAUGAGAAGGAUGUAAAGAAAAGGUGUGUGGGAUAGAAAGAGAAAGAGAGAAAAGUAGAGAGCAGAGAAAAGGGUUCGACGUCAUUUCCUUCCCUCUCGUUUCCCUCCCUUUUACAAAGGGGUCAGAGUUCGGGGUGCCUCUGAAAGGGCUCCGCGGUACGAGACAUCGAGAGAGAGAGAGAGAGAGAGAGAGAGAGAGAGAGAGAGAGAGAGAGAGAAAAAGAAGAUCUUCCUGAUACUUCGUAAAAUCGAAAGGGGAAGAAAAUAAAGGAAAAUAAUGUCGAUAAUUUCGAUAGGAUCCUCGUGGAUCCUAGCCGCUCUUUGCGGCCUGGUGUUGGUCCAAACGAGGAGUUCCACCGCCGGUGGUGAAAUUUAUGCAAAAAUGUUCUCCAGUCAACAAAACCCUUCGGAUCCUUGUUACGACGAGGACAGGCCGAGAAGGUGCAUCCCGGAUUUCGUGAACGCCGCGUUCGGUGCGGCGGUCGAGGCCUCCUCGACCUGUGGUAGCGGAGGUCCUACGAGAUAUUGCGACGUAAACGAGCAGGCCGGUGGAUCGAUCGGUAUCGGGCAGUGUCACAUUUGCGACGACAGUACGCCUAGGCGGCGAUUCCCGGCUAGCUAUCUGACCGACCUAAACAACCCGAACAACGUGACGUGCUGGCGCAGCGAGCCCCUCGUCACGUCGCAAAGCUUCUCCGCACCGCCGGACAACGUCACGCUAACCCUAUCGCUCGGGAAGAAGUACGAGCUAACUUACGUAAGCCUACAGUUCUGUCCGCGCGCUGCCAAGCCCGACUCGAUCGCCAUUUACAAGUCGAUGGACUACGGGAAGACCUGGCAGCCCUUUCAGUUCUACUCGUCCCAGUGCCGGCGGGUCUACGGUAGGCCAAACAGGGCGACGAUCACGAAGGCGAACGAGCAGGAGGCAAGAUGCACGGACAGUCAUCGUUACACGGGAGGCGACGGUUUAGGACCGGUCGGUCGGAUAGCCUUCAGCACCCUAGAGGGCCGGCCAUCGGCGGCGGACUUUGACAAUUCUCCGGUUCUCCAAGACUGGGUAACCGCGACCGACGUAAGGGUCGUCUUCAACAGAUUACACAUGCCCCAACAGCCCAGUCAGGAUCAGGUCUCGCAAUUGGGAGUCGUCGACGAGCACGUAGGCCUCGGCGUCGAGGAACUCGCGAAACGCGAGAGAGAACGCGAGAGGGAACGCGAGGAGAGAUUGAAGAAUCAAAAGAGCAAUCUAUUGCACGGGGUCGACGGUUUCGUCACCGCUCUUCCCCCGUCGAUUCAUUCUCAUCAGGUGAUCGCGUCGCGCGAAAUGCAAUCGAACGACGCUCUCGACGUCGCGCAAGAUAUGGGCUUCGUAGCGGUGACCGGGAGCACCAGCACCAUCGGCACGACGACAACCACCACGAUCUCCAGUAAUCUUGGUGGCUUGAACGUAGUCGGUACCGGUACCCUCGCGCAUCACUACGCCGUCUCGGACUUUGCCGUGGGCGGCAGGUGCAAGUGCAACGGCCACGCGGCAAGGUGCAUCCCCGGCAAGGACGGCGAGGUCGUCUGCGAGUGCAAGCACAACACCGCCGGUAGAGAUUGCGAGAGGUGUCGGCCAUUCCACUUUGACCGACCCUGGGCCAGGGCCACUGCGAGGGACGCCAACGAGUGCAAAGAGUGCAACUGCAAUCUCCACGCGAGAAAGUGCAGAUUCAACAUGGAACUUUACAAGCUGUCGGGCCGUGUCAGCGGAGGCGUUUGCCUGCAGUGCCGGCAUUUUACAGCAGGAAGGCACUGUCAUUAUUGCCGAGAAGGUUACUACAGGGAUCCGGCGAGGCCGAUCACGCAUCGCAAGGCCUGCAAACCGUGCGACUGCCACCCGAUCGGAGCUUCUGGAAAGACCUGUAAUCAGAACACCGGUCAGUGUCCCUGUAAGGACGGUGUAACCGGUACUACUUGUAACAGAUGUGCCAGAGGAUACCAACAGAGCAGAUCGCACAUUGCUCCUUGCAUCAAAAUACCGAGGGUCGUGCAAACGCAGGGCACAGCGGGCGAGGAGAGCGGGGAACACGAGGACGAAGACGACGAGCGUGGAUACGAUGGAAGAGCCGAUCAAUGUGGAAAGUGUCGGGCUAGCACGAAGAGACUGAAUCUGAAUAAAUAUUGCAAAAGAGAUUACGCUAUACUUGGAAGAAUAACGGACAGGCACAAGAAGAGCGAUGGUUCGCAAAGCGGUAGUAGCGUCUCUGGGACAUCUUGGAUACGGUUCACAUUGAACGUCGAUUUUAUAUACAAAAAGACUCCAAACUCGAGGAUUCGACGCGGCGACGUACCGCUCUACGUGCACUCCGCGGAUUUGGCCUGCAGAUGCCCCAAGAUAAAACCCAACAAAUCGUACUUGAUCCUCGGCCAAGAGAGCGACGGUGGAGGUCAAGGUGGUCUCACUGUGACGCAGAGAUCGAUCGUCAUCGAGUGGCGCGACGAAUGGCAUCGUCGAAUGCGUCGCUUCCAACGUAGAGCGAGAUCUUGCCAUUGAAGGAGCAGCAAGUCAUCGGCACAUACGAGGACGUAGAGAGAGAGAGAGAGAGAGAGAGAGAGAGAGAGAGAGAGAGAGAGAGAGAGAGAGAGAGAGAGAGAGAGAGAGAGAAAAAGAACUAAGAAAGAUUACGAAGGAUUCGCCCCACCCGCCUUUAUAGAGGAGCCUGCUACCUUGAUUUUUCUAAUCGCGAAUACCGCCCGAGUAUCGAUCGGUGUUCCCACACCUCGCGAACGCUCGCGAUGAUUCCGUUUACGGUCCACGAUAAGAAAGAGAGAGAAAGAAAGAAAAAAAGGAAGGAAAAAAAAAGCAAAAAAAGAUAAAAAAAAAAAAAAAAAUACAAAAAGAAGUUACAAAAAAAAAUUUAAAAAGAAAAAAAAAAACAGAAAAAAAAGGAAAACAAGUCAAGGCGAAUAUCGGUACUCGCGCGUCAGCUCGAUUAUUUCCAGCGCGAGUAUCGAUAAUCGUACGUCUUCCGUGCUCGAUGUCCACCAUACCAUUAACUAUCUCGCACUCCCUGUGCCGGUAUUAUUCGAGACGCUACUGAUUAUCGAAGAUAAGGAUAAAGGUUUCAAGCGCGUUCGACGCUUCAAAUUUUGAUUUACUCGCGGCGGUGUCGGCGGCAAUAGUAGCAGCAGCAGAAGCAUCAACAGCAGCAGCAUCAUCAGUAGUAGCGGCAGUCUCGCCUUAAGUCGUUCUCAACCCUUCUGUCGAAAACGAGCGUGCGAACGAGAGAGAGAGAGAGAGAGAGAGAGAGAGAGAGAAAGAAAGAAAAAAAAAGAGAGACAGCAUGAACGAGCACGCGACCCGAAAGAAUGAAUGCGUGUGUAAAUGAAUGCGAGCGAGAGAGAGAGAGAGAGAGAGAAAGAGAGAGAAGAAAAACAGAAAGAGAGAGAGAGAGAGAGAGAGAAACAAGUGGACAAGCUAGUGAAACGAGAAGAGUUAAGCGCAAGGCACAGAAUAUAUUUAGCUGUCGUAUAUUAUCAUCAAAGCCAUAUCGUGCUGUCGGCUCAAGGAGCGAAGAACCGUCGGCUUUGGACAUAUACGUUGGACACGAGCCACGAUUACGAGGGCCCCAAAAUGGUCCUCCGCUUGCUGACAUUUUGCAGCCACAAAAAAUCGCUUCCUCCUCGUGUCGUCUCGCGACUCGCGCGAUUCCAAAGACACGAUCUUUUCGCGUUUAACACAACAUUAUACAUUUUUACCGAUAAAAGUUAAGAAACCUUAAAGACACGUAUAUAUAUACAUACACAUACAUACAUACAUACAUCUUUGACGAUAUAAAUGUCUCGAAAAUGUUUCGAAUAAAUCGAAGUGUUACUUAACUAUUGUCGGUAAGUUUAAUUUCCGUAAAUAAAUUGGAACGAUCGACUUCUCCUUUCGUUUCGCGUUAAUGCGAAUAAAAGGGAUGAGCGGCGGCGAAACCAUGAGAAUUCCAUAAGACCGUGCGACCGACGACUGUAAAUGGCACAAAACUUCCAUAUACGCUAGCCCCGAGGCCUUUCCUCGAGCCCACCUCCUUCCUCCUACUCCGUCUCCUACAUCGCCUCUUCUUUUUUAAUUUAUUUAUUCUUCUUCGCUCGUACGACGAUAACGCGUCGACACGACACGACACGAAACAUCCUACGCUCAACACGUACGCACGCACGUACACGUACACACACACACACACACACACAGGCAGACAGACAGACAGACAGACACACACGUACAUGCAUACAUAUAUACGGACAGAUGUAUGGACAUACAAGUAUUUGCAUAUACACGCGCAUACACACACGCGACAGAGAUACGCAAAAAAAAAGGAAACAAAAACAAAAGAAAAAGGAAAAAAAAAAAAACAAAAAAUAAUGAUUACACGCGUUCGUUGAAUGUAGAUUUUCUUGUAAAUUUUCUAUAUAAAUUAUUAAGACCUUUUUCUAGCUGAUAUUAUGUAUUAUUAAUGACUUACUUAUGUAUGUAGAUGAGAAGAAAUGGUAGAGAGGCUAAGCAGCCGAAGAAGCGCGUCGCAAUAAUAUAACUACACUGCCUUUAUCGAUCACUGCCGGCGAUCGUCCGUUCCACGGAUCGAUGGAUCGACGCGUCGAAACGAGAGAAAAUAUCAGCCCGUUUCAUGAUCGAUCGUAUGCAUUCUUCAAACUUACGUGAUAAAGAAGAUAUUGAAAAUUUGGCGGGUUUUUAGAAGAAAAAAAAAGGAAAAGAAAAAAAUUCUUGAUAUAUCGUUAAGAGACGCGCUUAUUUAGAUCCGAUAUCAUCGAUGACGAUAUUUAAAGAUCGAUCCUCGAUAAUCGAUAAAAUCAAGUUCCUAAGCACGACGAUCGUUAAUUUUCUUAGUGCCAGGAACGAGAAAAAGAAGGAAGCUCGUGUUUCCUUGGAAGGACAUAAGCGUGUUUACAUGUACCUCCGCUUAUAAUGAGAAAGUCUAGAAUGACAAACGCUACUUUCGAUCGGCGACGCUCACACGUACUUACUUACUUGCUCUCUAAAGACGAUCGAGAAAAGGUAUAUCGUUUAGGGGCAAAAUGCGUAUCGAAGAUUUGCGAUCUUCGUGAUUCGCUUCGAAUGCUAUAUGCGAUAUGCGACACGUGCGACAGGUUGCAAGGCGACGCGAGAUGAAAAUAUGCGAGACCGUUCAAAGAGAAAGAAAGGAAAGUAAGAAAUAAAAAAGAGAACCGUGUAAGAUCCGAUUGUCUGUCUCCGUCGUCUACGCUAGAAUUACAUGUAUAAAAUGUACCAACUUUAAGAUAACGCUAUUUAGAUUAAGAUUCAAGGAAAAAAAGGAAAAAAAAAAAAAAGUUAUAUCGUAUAUUCGCAGUUUAGCUGGCGACAGUUAGUAACAAAAGAAAAAGACCGAAGAGAAAAGGUGCGCGAUCACUUUAAUUUUAAAUCGUCGAUUUGUAAUAAUACUUUCUCAUAGAUCUUCUUAACGAUCGUUUGGCUUCGCUCAUUCGUUAUUUUUUUUUUUUUUUUUUUUUUUUUUUUUUUUUUUGCUCCCCUUGGAGAAAUAAAGAUUUCUAUCUUAUUUUUAAAUAGAUGAGCCAUUCGUUAACACGCGAUGAUACGCUUUAUAUUUUAUGAUUUAUAUUCCAUGGAUUUUUGUUUGUUUGUUUCUUUUUAUUUAUUUAUUUUUUUUUUUUUUUUUUUUUUUAUUUUUUUUUUAAUUCUAUCAUAAAUAUUCGACGAUUUAUUAUUCGUUCGAUUGACGAUCGCUAGAGCAUCACGAAUAAAAGGAAACGAAUGUUAAAGGAUUUCCAAUCAUGCCAAUAUAUCGUAGAAUAUACGCGAUGUCACAUUAAGUGUGCUAUUUAUACCUCCAAAUUAUUAUAUCGAUUGCUACUACUGUACCACACAUGAAACUUAGACGCGAUUAAAUUAUUAGAUGUACCGUUGUGUAUUGUGAUGUAAUAAAUGUGACUAGUUGUACGAGAAAUAAAAUGCAAUGAGUAUGAAA
This is a messenger RNA of Vespa crabro (European hornet), 6581 nucleotides long. RefSeq names its product netrin-1-like. Gene Ontology annotation, molecular function: protein binding. The record is from RefSeq and is a predicted model, not a curated record. Bases 875 to 3130 code for a protein of 751 amino acids. Lineage: Eukaryota; Metazoa; Arthropoda; Insecta; Hymenoptera; Vespidae. The transcript is spliced from 7 exons.